AUGUUAUGCCGUGGUAACAAGUUUACCGUUGUGUGUGACAACUUCUUCUGUACGUUAAGGUUGUCACACUACCUUGCUUCAUGUGGGUGCCAACUUUUGGGAACCAUGAGGAUUAAUAGGAAAGAACUUCCUGACGAAGCCAAGACAAUCAAAGGGAGAACUCCCGAUACCACCAUCUUUUUCUCGAAAGGAAAGUGUAAGCUCAUCUCUUACUUCAACGAGAAAAAGAAGCUGGUAUUGGUCUUGUCAACCUGCCACGAAAAGAAUGAAAUUGAAGUCGUCGAGCAGGAUGUGUUCAUUGGCAAAGAAAAAAUGACAAUACACAAACCCCAGCCCAUUCUUGACUACAACCACAAAAUGGGUGGGGUUGACACUGUGGAUCAGAUGACCAGGUAUUAUACGUGUAGACGUCGAACAAACAGGUGGAACAUCAGGGCUUUAUAUGAUAUGAUUGAUAUAGCUGCCUUAAACGCGUAUAAAACGUACUCAAAUUACCACCCUUGCAAACGAGUGGAUUUUUUGAACAAUCUUUCUGGUGCUUUAAUGAAAAUGAAAUGA
Messenger RNA from Entamoeba invadens IP1, 558 nucleotides. RefSeq lists its product as hypothetical. The transcript has a single exon. The coding region runs from base 1 to 558 and encodes 185 amino acids. The record is from RefSeq and is a predicted model, not a curated record. Lineage: Eukaryota; Evosea; Mastigamoebida; Endamoebidae.